Messenger RNA from Fomitopsis serialis, 2665 nucleotides. RefSeq lists its product as uncharacterized. The record is from RefSeq and is a predicted model, not a curated record. The transcript is spliced from 20 exons. NCBI's taxonomy places the organism in Eukaryota, Fungi, Basidiomycota, Agaricomycetes, Polyporales, Fomitopsidaceae. The coding region runs from base 158 to 2374 and encodes 738 amino acids.
GUCGUCUGCACGUGUACCGCAUCCUGGAAUCCCCUCCUCCUCCUCCUCCAGGCUCUCGACUUCCACCUCCACGCUAACGACUUCAAUACCACCUGAGUCUUGGCUCCCUUUGAAUUCACAAGGAAGAACUCUUCACAUGGGACCCUCAUAGGCUGUCAUGAACAACCCGGAGGCUGCGGAAGAGGGCAGGGAGCCACGUCGGGAGGACUCCCCGACCCCGCCUGGUCAGCGUAACGGCCGUGGCUCUGUCCCAACGUUUUUGUUCAUCAGCUUUGUGCUCUUCAUGCUCACGAACAACCGUGGAGAAGAGAUAGAUGCUCGGUAUCAGUACAUGAAGGCGUUGGAUUCACUCAAUGUCCAGGUGGCGGACUUCUCAGCCUGGUUGCACGGGUCUCCUUCGAACUUCACGCUUCAUACAGAAGACAAUGUCACAAUGCCACUUGUCAACACUUUCGUCGACUUCGGUCCUGUACUCAACCCAGACGUGGGUUCAUACUACACCAACCUCACAGGAUUUUGGCAUGGUGAGGUUGACUUCUACAACCUCACGUCGCUCUCUGCAAACGAAUCUGCCCUUCCAUGGAGCUCUCUCGCAAACGACUUCGUCUCGCACACGAACGCUACUCUGCUACCCGAGCUCCUAGGCUCCUGGAACUGGGUCGCCACCGACAAGUUGAGCAUAAGUGUUGGUGAUAAGAUCGUCAUGAACCAGACAGUUCCCAACAACAUCUCUGAGGACGUUGCGAUCAUCCAUGGCAGGAUCGAGCUGUCGGAACCUAAGGCAUCAGAAGAGCUCAGGCUUGACUUCGACGGCAUACACUUCGUCUCUAAUGGCUCCAUCUAUGCCUUUGCAGAAACUGUUCAGGGUCGAGACCUGCGGAUGCUCCCUUCGCUUGUCCCCACUUCACGUUUGAACGACACUGCCCGGAUCAUCGAGGCUGAGCUCUCUGCUCGCAUGGCCAAGCUGAAGGAGAAGAUCGACACCGGUUCUAUUGACCAGGACGUACUAAACGAUUCCGACGAGCCGCCGAAAGCACGGUGUUCCUUCAGGCUGUACGGACACUUGGAACCUACAGACGUUCCUCAAGACAUGAUGAAGCAACUGGAAGAGGAGAUUGAGAAGCCGACGGGCAUCUGGACCGUCCGUCCGCCAGAGAUGCAGCUGAAUGGUGUGCUCGUCAGCCAGGACUGCGGUGUAUUGUUGAAAAUUAAAGAGACGACGGGACUCAAGUCACCGCAGCUUUACAGGAAGAUCACCACAUACGCUGGAAUAUCCACAAUCAUCAAUCUGAUACUGCUCAGGCUGCUCACACGAGAAACUGCACGCAUCGGUUCUGCGAUAGGCCUCAAUCGCGUCUCGCGAUAUACCUUUCUGGCACAAAGCCUGGUCGACGCCAUCUCCUUUGUCGGUCACAUCACGUUAGGUAUUUUGGCCGACGGUAGGGCAUCAUUGUCUGUGCUCGCUCCCGCAGGACUGGCGUGUAUGCUCUUCAUCAACGAAGCGCAAUUUGCAGUUGCUAUUGGUCAAGUGCAAGCGCCAGAAGACGUGGCACCGCCUCCAGCACCUCUUCCAGCACCACCUCCAAUCCCUCCAGUCCCCUCGAACAAUGUUGCCGCUCACCCCUCAGCUGCUCCAUCCUCCGCCAGCAACCCACCCAUCAUUGCGACUGAACGUCCGUCCUUCCUGAGGUUCCUGUGGAAUCAUAUCAGGACAGACCCAUCUGCAAGACUUUGGACAAUCAUAUCUCUCUUCCUCAUCGUUGUCUUCCGCAUCGUCAUCUUACUCUCGCUUCCGCUGUUCUUCGUCGCCUCGAUGUACAGCUUCAUCUGGGCAGUGCAGAUUUACAGGUCUGCCCGGAGGUCGAGGGGUAGUGGCCUCAGUACAGAAUACCUCGUAGGCACGACCGUCUGCAGGCUGUUCUUCAUACUGUAUUUCAUUGGAUGCUCAAAGAAUAUCCUGGAUGUGGAGCCUCGACGAUGGGUAUACAUCGUCCCUGUGCUCAUGUUCGCCCAGGUCAUCACACUCAUCCUCCAAGACCGCCUCGGCCCAACCUUCUUCCUAUUCAACCGUGUUACCAUACCGAAGUCUUACGACUAUCACCCGCCGUUGCCCCUUCCCGACCCAGAAGCGCCUGAACAGACCCUCGGCGACUGCGCCAUCUGCAUGGACGCGAUCGAGUCGAGUGACGGCAAGGAGCGGGGCGACCUCGGUGUCAUGGGCCUCGCUGCCACCGCGCAUAGGCUGGGUUCCACGAGGAAGAGCUACAGUCUCGCGCCAUGUCAUCAUCUAUUUGUGACACACAGCUGUUUGGAGCGGUGGUUAGCUAUCAAGAACAUUUGUCCACAGUGCAGGCGGCCUCUGCCUCCUCUGUGAGAGGUAUCUCUGGGAUGUUGUAUACUUACGUCGUAUCGUACAGCCGUACGAUGAGGGGUCAUAAUAAUGCAAUCGACUGAACAGAUUGUUUGCAGACCCUCGCGUCGUGGAACAUUGAGUCUUGACCAAUACAGUCGUACACGUUGCGUCAGCUCGGUUCUGCAGUACAUCCGGCAUGGCCCAUUGUAACACGAAGCAAUGUAUUGACCGGACAACGCUUUGUAGGUCUUGUCACCCUCCACAAGAUCACAAAACGUGAUCGCGAGAUUGACAUUGGGAGCCGUGCAGGCU